CGGGCACGAGGGGGCAUGUGUUAUACAUGAAUGUCGACAGGACCUCAUCUAUAGAGAUACGCUGCCAUACUCUCUGCUGCAGUGUGUCCCCACUGUCAAACAUCUACAGGACCCCCGGGCCGCAGAAUAAGAGCCUAUUUAUUCAUCUGAAGAGGACGACAGAAGACUCAGAGACACAAGUCUACAUUCAGACAGUGCAGUUGUGUUACAAUGGGGGACUGGAGUCUCCUGGGUAAUUUUCUGGAAGAAGUUCAGGAGCAUUCCACGACCGUGGGGAAGGUCUGGUUGACCGUGCUGUUCAUCUUCCGCAUCCUGGUCCUGGGCACGGCUGCAGAGUCAUCAUGGGGUGAUGAGCAGUCUGACUUCAUGUGUGACACGCGACAACCUGGUUGCACCAAUGUUUGUUAUGACCGAGCCUUCCCCAUCGCACAUAUCCGAUACUGGGUGCUUCAGAUCGUCUUCGUCUCAACUCCAUCCCUCAUCUACAUGGGCCAUGCCAUGCACACGGUCCACAUGGAGGAGAAACGGAGGCGGAGAGAAUUUGAGGCGAAAGCUACAGCAGGAAAUGAGGCACGAGGAGAGAAGGCGUAUUUGGAACAUAAAGAGAAAACCGAAGAGGCACCGCCAAAGAUCCUCCUCCGGGGGGCAUUGCUUCAGACGUAUGUCCUAAGCAUUUUGAUACGUUUAGUCAUGGAAGUGACCUUCGUUGUUAUCCAAUACAUGCUGUAUGGAAUCUUUCUUGGUGCACUGUAUCACUGUGACACAUCACCAUGCCCCAACCCUGUGAAUUGUUACAUGUCCCGGCCGACUGAGAAAAACGUCUUUAUAGUGUUUAUGCUAGUGGUGGCAGCUGUUUCGCUCUUUCUCAGUGUGCUGGAGCUGUACCACAUCGGCUGGAAACAAUGCAGGCCGUGCAUUAAAAAGUACGCAGACAACCACGCCAAUGAUGUCAGGAACAAAACUGACAAAGCAGUCAAACCUAGAAGAGCAACUAUUCCAAUUGAAAUACCUGAUACGGUUAAAGUACCAGCUCCUAGCAAAACCUGUACCCCACCUCCAGAUUUUAACCAGUGCCUGGCAUCAAAUCAAGGACCAACAUCACCUCCGCAUCCUUAUCACCACCAUCCUUUUCAUAUCCACCAAAGCUGCCAGCCCUUUAAUAACCGCUUAGCCCACCAGCAGAAUUCUGUCAAUAUGGCCACAGAACGACACCAUCACAGUCAUGACAACCUGGAUGCUCAUGAAGACUUCCUGCAGAUGAGCGGUGGGAGCCCACUGCCCAGCGCCCCCUCAACACCAUCAUCCCACACAGACUUUUUCAAAGACAAGCGUCGCCUUAGCAAGACAAGUGGCACUAGUAGUAGCAGGGUCAGACCCGGUGAUCUGGCUGUUUAGAAUGGAUUAAAGCAUAGCAAGAGAAGAUGGUGAGAGAGAGAGAGAGAGAGAGAGAGAGAGAGAGAGAGAGAGAGAGAGAGAGAGAGAAUCUGUAUCAGAGCAUUUAAUCUGGUUUCCUUGAAACUGUUGUUGUAAUAGUAAUUGAAUGUAGAUUUUUAUAGGGUGAGACAGUCAUCUUAAAUAAACAGUUUUCAAUAUGACAUAUUCAGUAGUAGAUGAAUGAAUUAAAUGGAAAACUACUGAUAUAAUGUUGGUUAAAUGCAUAACAUAUUUGGGGAUAAUUUAUCUAACUAAUAAUGUUGGUUUUUAAUAACCUCAUGACACCAAUUAAAUACAGAGAACAUAUAAAAAAUAUAGAAAAAGAAAAGCCUGUAGAUAUGUCCUGCUCAAAGUAUUUCUUGAAAAUUCUGUUGUUCCACAUCUGUAUACAUUUCUGUUUUCUGUUGAACACAAAGAAAGAUAUUUGGAAGAAUGUUAGUUAUUUCCAGAUCUGGAACAUCAUUUACUAACAUAGUAGAAAAAAUAAAUACUGUAUAGAUGCUCUAAUAUAACUGUGAAUAAGAUCAGAGGAAUUGUCUUGAUGUUAAUGAUUAUGAUUACUGAAAGUGCCUUUUGAGAGAGUAGAUCAAAACACUCCACAUCUUUGUGCAAGUGACGGUAUAAUAUCUGGAUGAUCUUGUUCUCAGAAGCACAGAGGGCAAGAGCAAACAUGAAGUUAAAUAUUUCAAAUAUGUAAUUUUAUGACAUCAUUCUUCUGAAAGCAAGUUUGUUCUCACCAAAGCCCUUCCAUAGAUUUCUGUUUUAAAUGACAUUCUGUCAUGGCAAAUAUUUAAAUAUCUGGUCUCAUAAGAAACUUCACAGCUAACACAGUUACGUUGUGACGACGUACCUGGACCUGACCAUAUUCGUUGCCACGACGUACCAUAAUAACAUUCCAGCGACGUAACUUUGUGAUAACCCUAUUUGUCGAGACGACGUAACAUUGGACGUUGUUGGGAUGUGGUGAAAACCUCCUGAAGACCUUGAAAGUAUAAUUUUCAUCGCAGCUACAUAGCAAAUAACGUUUCUGGGACGUGAUGAGCAUGUCCUAACGACCAAACAGUCACGUUGCUAAAAUCGUUUUUUAUUUAAUUUAAUCAAUUAUCAUCCCUCACAUGAAGUAUUAAAUUAAUUUGUGAUUUAAUCUUUGCGUUAAAGAUUCAAUUUUAUGCAUUAUUAAACUCAACACAGCACUAGAUCACAAUCAGAUAUUUUAUUUAUACUGUAGUACAUGACAUAAAUAAUCAAAGACUAAUAAAGCAGAACGUUAUUGACACAGAUGAAUAAACAUUAUGUUUACGCGCCAAAUCGAUCGAAAACCACCAAAAUAUGUUGUUUACUCUCACAUCUGUUAUUUAUAAAGUAAAGAAUGAAUAUUAUCAAACCGCUUAAGUAAAAUCAGUCAGUGAGGUAAAUGACCGUUAACGUUUAAAUAAUAAGAGCGCGCGGCUGAUGCAGAACAAAGAAGGCGCGCGCACUAAAUAAAUAGAAACGCAGCUUUAAUUGUGGCAUCGAAUUAAACUCCUGUUUAAUAGCUGUCAGAAGUCGGAUUUGUAUCAUACGUCCAGACAAUGUAACAGAUUUUGAUCUGAUCAUAAAUGUUUCAUACAAUCAAAUGACCAGUGUCCAGGUUAUCUGGAGACCAGUAGCCUACAUCACGUCGCUACAACGUUCUCCUUGGGAUUAAUUCACGACGUUAUUUGAGGACGUGGCUACGACGUCUCUGGAAUGUAAGCAACAAUUCUAAGGAAACUGAACGUUGCGAAGACGUCCUCAGAACGUGGUCACAAAGUAAUUUCACGGUUACCAAAUGAAGACGAACUGGCGACGUCGUCAGAACGUACUGUGUUACCACUUCUUUAUUUCCCUCAGCACUGUUUAAUCUUUCAAGUAAAAGACUUGUCAUUUCAACAUUAUUGAUAUUUUUUGUCUUUAUUUUUAUCUGCUCGUGUUGUCACCUUAAUUACUAUUGGUGGUUAUGUUUGUAAUAUAUAACCUUACAUCAGCGUGUGAAGAAGGUCUGGGUAAUCUUGUCUGAACGUUUUAUCCUUGAAAUGGUUGAUAUCUGCGCUUCAUUUCACUUAAUUUAUCACAUACGAUUGCACUGUCACAGUUUACGAUACCUUUGAUCUGCUGGGAGUAUUAAAUAAAAUAUACCAAAACUAA
Messenger RNA from Triplophysa dalaica, 3600 nucleotides. RefSeq names its product gap junction protein, alpha 5a (gene gja5a). Gene Ontology annotation, cellular component: connexin complex. Bases 211 to 1395 code for a protein of 394 amino acids. The record is from RefSeq and is a predicted model, not a curated record. Gene Ontology annotation, biological process: cell communication. The transcript has 2 exons. Lineage: Eukaryota; Metazoa; Chordata; Actinopteri; Cypriniformes; Nemacheilidae.